AUGUGCGGAGCAGGUCUGCCUCAUAAUUCCCACACUCAGCCACUCGUGACGAUGGCGGCCGGUGAUGUAGAUGUUUUCGCAAACGAAGAAAAGCGAAACCUUGAGCUUGGAGGCCAUGUGGGGUUUGACAGUCUUCCAGAUCAGUUGGUCAGCAAAUCAGUGGCACAGGGAUUCUGCUUCAACAUCCUCUGUGUAGGUGAGACCGGGAUAGGCAAGUCCACAUUAAUGAACACUCUCUUCAAUACAACAUUUGAAAACGAGGAGGCCAGCCACUAUGAGAGUGAGGUGCAGCUACGCCCACAAACGUAUGAUCUGCAGGAGAGCAAUGUCAACCUCAAGCUGACCAUCGUGCACACCGUAGGGUUUGGAGACCAGAUCAACAAAGAAGAAAGCUAUAAACCCAUUCUGGAGUAUAUCGACGCCCAGUUUGAGAAGUACCUAGAAGAGGAGCUGAAAAUAAAACGCUCCUUGUUUAACUGCCACGACACAAGAAUCCACAUCUGCCUGUAUUUCAUCGCCCCGACCGGACACUCCCUGAAGUCCCUCGAUCUCGUCACGAUGAAGAAACUGGACAGCAAGGUGAACAUCAUCCCCGUUAUUGCAAAGGCAGACACGGUAUCCAAGAGUGAACUGGACAAAUUAAAGAUCAAGAUUAUGAGUGAGCUGGUCAGUAAUGGAGUGCAGAUUUAUCAGUUCCCCACAGAGGAUGAAGCUGUUGCGGAGAUCAACUCCUCCAUGAAUACUCAUCUUCCCUUUGCUGUGGUUGGAAGUGUAGAAGACGUUAAAGUGGGAAAUAAGAUGGUGAAAGCAAGGCUGUACCCGUGGGGAUCAGUGCAGGUGGAGAAUGAAAACCAUUGUGAUUUUGUGAAGCUGAGGGAGAUGCUACUGCGUGUGAACAUGGAGGAUCUCCGAGAGCAAACGCACACUCGGCAUUAUGAGCUCUACCGUCGCUGCAAGCUGGAGGAGAUGGGCUUCAAGGACACAGGCCCGGACAGCCAGUCGUUCAGCCUUCAGGAGACAUACGAAGCCAAGAGAAAGGAGUUUCUUGUGGACCUGCAGCGCAAAGAGGAAGAAAUGAGACAGAUGUUUGUCAACAAAGUGAAGGAGACAGAAGCCGAGCUGAAAGAAAAAGAAAAAGAGCUUCAUGAGAGGUUUGAGCAACUCAAGCGGAUGCACCAGGAAGAAAAGAAGAAUCUGGAGGAGAAGAGACGAGAGCUGGAGGAGGAGAUGAAUGCCUUCAAUAGGAGAAAGGUUGCAGCUGAGACGCUGAUGGGACAGGCUCUCCAAGGCUGCUCACAACCGUUCAAGAAGGACAAGGACAAGAAGAAUUGAUUUAUGGAUCAAACAUCAAGGGAAACCAGGAAUGUGUCUGCCAUCAGCAUGGGAAAAAGAGACAGAGUCAUAUCUGACAUUACUUCCUGUAUGUGUGGACAUAGUGUCACAGCCACAAUGCACGUAUGUCAGCCUGAAUAAUGUGACGGCUAUAAGCCACUGUGUACUUACGGAUCAAAAAGGUAGCGCUGCUCAGUGUAUUUAAUUUGUCCCUAAUGCUGACUCAGCUAGACACACAAUCCAUGGACUGUUUUCAUAACAUGUAGCUUGUGUUAUUUUAUGUUCUUGCCAUGAAUGUGUGUCCAUCUCCUGCUGUAAAUGUAAAUCUCUGUUUCUCAGUGAGAAAACUUAGAACAGGAGACUUUCAGUUACUGACUGAACUGAUGGUUGUGAGUUAUGUAUUAACGUACAGUAAGCCUUUGUGUGUAUUUAUGCAGCUGUUAUUCACAAGUUGAAAGGUUUACAGCAGUUUUUUCUAAGACAACAUGUCUAAUAGCUUAGAAAAUAUUGUUUUUUUUUAUUGUAUUUUGAGGUAAGAUAAUUUAUAUGUCUAACACAGUUCUGUGCAAAGUUAAAAAGAAAGUAAUUUAUAUUAUUUACGCACAGUGAGUGUGGAAGUGAGUCAAAUAUUUUGCCUUCAUUUCUAUUCAAAUAAAUAAUGACAAUGUGAAACCGAACGUGGCAUCAGUUCAUCUGUUGGUCAGCUGAACCCAUUCUGUUCUCUGGGAUUUCCCACCACAUCACUCAUUUUCAAAACAUUUCACAUUGUACCCAUUGUCAACAGAACAUGUUUUUUUUCUGAUUCUGUUUGAUUAACAGUGUCAGUGGUUUUUCUGUAAAAGCAUUAUCCAUUUAAUUCAAUUUGUUUUUGCCUUCAGUCAGUGGCAGCAAACAGGUCAAAAAACAAAAUGCUUAUUAAACUUACUUAUCCUUUGCACUUAUAUGUUGUAUUUAAUAUCUUGUUGUGGUUUGUCUAAUAACCUUAAUGAAUAUGUGGAGUUGCUUGUUCAUAUAAAUGACAUGUUUUUUUUCCCUUCUCAUAGCUUCUUUAGUCUUCCAUCUGCGUGCUCCUUAACCUCAGGAAGGAAUUUGAAUUAGAAGACUUUCUACCACAUCAAAAGAUCACAGACUAACAGUCAAGCAUAUUAUUUUUACUAUGUGAAAUAACAGUUUUAUAGAAAUGCACUUAACAUCCCUGGAAGUGAGUCAGCCUGAAGUCUUCCAUGUCUACUAAACUCUCCUUUAAGCUUUUAAGCAGCGCUCUGUAGCAUGGUCUCUGCAUGGCUCCUAACGUUCAUUCCUAAAAGUAUUAAAAGAUCUUCAUUGCCAAAAUCUCAGUUUUUGUACUUAAUGUGCUUAAUGUUCUUUCAUCUGCCAUGUUAGGCUAAUAGUUUUUGACUGAUAACAAUUUACACUGUGAAAAGUGACAUGAUAUUGCUGUUUAAUGUUGUACGGAUACAUUAUAUUAUGAUUUAAAAGCACUUUAAAUGAGUCAUCGUACAAAUACAAUCUUAACUCAUUGUAAAAGGUGCCCUAUCAUGCUAACAUGUCAGCCCUUAUGUUGUGUCAAAAAGAUCUAGUUAGAAGUAUUUUAUAGUUUUAAACUGCAAAAAAAUAUAUGGU
This is a messenger RNA of Chelmon rostratus (copperband butterflyfish), 2955 nucleotides long. RefSeq names its product septin-8-A-like. Gene Ontology annotation, cellular component: microtubule cytoskeleton; septin complex; cell division site. The record is from RefSeq and is a predicted model, not a curated record. The transcript is spliced from 10 exons. Gene Ontology annotation, molecular function: GTP binding; GTPase activity; molecular adaptor activity. NCBI's taxonomy places the organism in Eukaryota, Metazoa, Chordata, Actinopteri, Chaetodontiformes, Chaetodontidae. Bases 1 to 1332 code for a protein of 443 amino acids. Gene Ontology annotation, biological process: cytoskeleton-dependent cytokinesis.